Molecule: messenger RNA, 465 nt
Organism: Trypanosoma grayi
Lineage: Eukaryota; Euglenozoa; Kinetoplastea; Trypanosomatida; Trypanosomatidae
Exons: 1
Coding region: 1-465 (154 amino acids)
Source: RefSeq, a predicted model, not a curated record
AUGCAGUCACGGAGGAACUCCAUGAUGUCGCGUGUGUGCCGCAGGUACGCACGCGUCCCCGGCCAGCACGGUGACGGCAACGCCCCCGCCUUUUACCCAAUCGCCAUUAACCCAAGCUGGUGGGGACAACCGUUCGGAAAAGUGAAGGACGCGACGGGCCAGAUUGUCUUCCUCUACCUUGUGGUGUUUCCAUUCUCCAUGUACUGGCUGUUCGAUGUGACCUUCGGGCAGCGCACGCGUGUCGCAAACGUUGGUAAGCGCGCAUUGUACUCCAACUUCUUCUUUAGACAGAUGGACCUCGACGACCCGGACCAUGCGAUCAAGUAUGAGAAAAUGCGGGAGGAAGUAGCAGAGAACAAACUGGAGGUACGCUGGGGUGGCACGAACUUCCUCGCGAGCUACUUGUGGGAGCCUGGGGACCCACAGCCGGAUAUCCGCCGCCGUGCUGUUCCCGAGCACCACUAA